GUGGUUUUCUCCAGAGUCGCUCGUGUCUGUAAGAAUGAUAAUGGCGGUUCCCCGAGGGUGCUGGAACGUUACUGGACGUCAUUCCUCAAAGCCCGGCUGAACUGCUCCGUGCCGGGAGACUCCUUCUUCUACUUCGAUGUUCUGCAGUCGCUGACAAACGUUCUGCAGAUCAACCACCGGCCGGCCGUGCUGGGCGUCUUCACCACGCAGGCCAACAGCAUCACCGGCUCUGCAGUGUGCGCUUUCUACAUGGACGACAUCGAGAAGGCCUUCAGUGGCAAAUUCAAAGAGCAGAGGAACAGCGAGACAGCGUGGACACCUGUUCCCGAGGAUCAGGUCCCAAAACCAAG
Molecule: messenger RNA, 350 nt
Organism: Notothenia coriiceps (black rockcod)
Lineage: Eukaryota; Metazoa; Chordata; Actinopteri; Perciformes; Nototheniidae
Product: semaphorin-6D-like
Exons: 2
Biological process (GO): axon guidance; semaphorin-plexin signaling pathway; neural crest cell migration
Cellular component (GO): plasma membrane
Molecular function (GO): semaphorin receptor binding; chemorepellent activity
Source: RefSeq, a predicted model, not a curated record